CGGGAGUUUUCAGCGAAAUGAACGGGCACACAAGCCCAGCGUUCGCAUACGCAACGAACGCAAACUACCACCAAGUGUCUCAUUAUCGGCCGCAGUUUGGACUUGGCCAAGACAAUCUUUACAGCUAUGGCCACCGAAAUAAUGUUGAGGACCAAGGACUUAAGAAUGGUACGGACCAAAAUUCGCUGUUCUAUCUGUCACCAAACCGGCCAAAUUACAGAUUUUCAACACCAGACUGCAGUACACAAUCAGGAGGCGCUUCGCCGCCAAAAUUUAAAAAAUCGGAAACUUGUCUCGGUGGCGUUAACCAACUUUCUCGUCCAAGUAGUGUCACUAGUGUCACAAGUGAUGAGUGUAUUUCUAAGGACAGUGAUGAGCACACACAUGUGGUUAUUCCGGGGCCGAAUGGGGCGACCAGGAGUUGCCUGAUGUGGGCCUGCAAGGCCUGCAAAAAGAAGGCAUCGCCCACUGACAGACGACGGGCCGCGACCAUGCGCGAACGCAGGCGUUUGGAGAAAAUUAAUGACGCUUUUGAAGCGCUGAAGAAAAGGACUUGUACGAAUCCGAACCAGCGAUUACCCAAGCUGGAGAUACUCAGAAGUGCUAUAGAAUAUAUCGAAAAUCUGGAGGAUUUACUGGAGUCAAGUAAUCCUACACCGCAGGGACCAUGUCUUGAAGACAGCAGGAGGAAAUAUUUGAAUGGUGUUUUUAAUGCGCCUUCAUACUGGACCAUGGAUUCUUGGAAAUAUCCUCAAAAUAAUAGCAAUAUGUUUCAAGCAGCAGGAGCGGACCUCUCCAACGGUUACGGGGACAAAUCAAGUAUCGACUGCCUGACAUCGAUGGUGGACAAUCUACACAGGUCAUCUAUUCAGUGCUGAGCCCCCCAGAAUCAGAUGAACGAGAAAUUGACAACUGAGAAUAUAGUGUAGUGUUCAAAACGAAAGACUGAGAACGAAGGACUUCGAAGAUAGCGAUGGCCACGUAUUAGUAAAGCACAUCAACACUAACAUCCUCCCACGUCAGGCCUUCGCGUUCCAAAAAUUCACCAAUCAAAGUGUGUCACUUUAUAUUUGUCUGGGCUCCGGAUCUAACUCUCGCGCUGCCAAAAUCGAGGCCGGCGAACCAGGCUACUGCUUUGCGCCUGCCAUGGGAGGACGAACAACAAGGAUUAUUUGGCGUUGAAGAACACACGUCGUUACUGAUGGAGUAUACUGCAAAUACUAGACCUAAUUUAUUGUUAAGAAACAUAAUUCAAGUAUGCUAUCAUAUCUGUAAAUAAAAACAACAAAUCAAUCAAUAAAGCGACCAAGGAUGAAAUGAAAGUAAACCAUAGUUUCGUUUGUGGAUGCUUGCCAACA
Lineus longissimus is the source of this 1358-nucleotide messenger RNA. Its product is annotated as myogenic factor 5-like. The transcript has 4 exons. NCBI's taxonomy places the organism in Eukaryota, Metazoa, Nemertea, Pilidiophora, Heteronemertea, Lineidae. Gene Ontology annotation, biological process: muscle organ development; regulation of transcription by RNA polymerase II; positive regulation of myoblast differentiation. Bases 18 to 878 code for a protein of 286 amino acids. The record is from RefSeq and is a predicted model, not a curated record. Gene Ontology annotation, molecular function: protein dimerization activity; RNA polymerase II cis-regulatory region sequence-specific DNA binding; DNA-binding transcription factor activity, RNA polymerase II-specific.